Molecule: messenger RNA, 2182 nt
Organism: Myotis daubentonii (Daubenton's bat)
Lineage: Eukaryota; Metazoa; Chordata; Mammalia; Chiroptera; Vespertilionidae
Gene: EI24
Product: EI24 autophagy associated transmembrane protein
Biological process (GO): macroautophagy
Cellular component (GO): endoplasmic reticulum
Source: RefSeq, a predicted model, not a curated record
ACUGAGUGGCCAGGGAGGGGUAUUUCCAGGAUUACGAGACAUUUUGUCCAUGGAAUGCUCGGGGUAAACAACAGUCCUCCGGAGUGAAAGGUCCGACCGAGGGCGGAACACCGGGGCUUUCAAGUUUGCCGGAGCCCAUCCCGGUGCUGUCGCCUUGGGUUAGCCAUUCAUCUUUGGAGACUCAGUUUCCCCGUCUGUAACAUGAUGUGGACCCGUUGCACUCUCCCUCCUUCCAGGUUCUUCAUGAUGAAAGAUUUUGGGGUGCUUCUCUCUCCUCUGUAUAGUUAGUAGUUUGGGUGGUGAAGAUAUGGCUGACAGUGUCAAAACCUUUCUCCAGGACCUUGCCAGGGGAAUCAAAGACUCCAUCUGGGGAAUUUGUACCAUCUCAAAGCUCGAUGCGCGAAUUCAGCAAAAGAGGGAGGAGCAGCGUCGGAGAAGGGCAAGCAGCGUCCUGGCGCAAAGGAGAGCCCAGAGCAUAGACAGGAAGCAAGAGAGUGAGCCACGUAUCGUUAGUAGAAUUUUCCAGUGCUGCGCUUGGAAUGGCGGAGUAUUCUGGUUCAGUCUCCUCUUGUUUUAUCGGGUGUUUAUUCCUGUACUUCAGUCAGUAACUGCCCAGAUUAUUGGUGAUCCGUCUCUACACGGAGAUGUUUGGUCAUGGCUGGAAUUCUUCCUCACGUCCAUUUUCAGCGCUCUCUGGGUGCUCCCCCUGUUUGUGCUUAGCAAAGUGGUGAAUGCCAUUUGGUUCCAAGAUAUAGCCGACCUGGCAUUCGAGGUAUCAGGGCGGAAGCCUCACCCAUUCCCUAGUGUUAGCAAAAUCAUUGCUGACAUGCUCUUCAACCUUCUGCUGCAGGCUCUUUUCCUCAUCCAGGGGAUGUUUGUGAGUCUCUUUCCCAUCCACCUUGUUGGUCAGCUGGUUAGUCUCCUGCAUAUGUCCCUUCUCUACUCACUGUACUGCUUUGAAUAUCGUUGGUUCAAUAAAGGAAUUGAAAUGCACCAGCGGUUGUCAAACAUAGAGAGGAACUGGCCUUACUACUUCGGAUUUGGUUUACCUCUGGCUUUCCUCACAGCAAUGCAGUCCUCAUACAUUAUCAGUGGCUGCCUCUUCUCUAUCCUCUUUCCUUUAUUCAUUAUUAGCGCCAAUGAAGCAAAGACCCCUGGCAAAGCUUACCUUUUCCAGUUGCGCCUCUUCUCCUUGGUGGUUUUCUUAAGCAACAGACUCUUCCACAAGACGGUCUACCUGCAGUCCGCCCUGAGUAGCUCAGCCUCUGCAGAGAAGUUCCCUUCGCCGCAUUCGUCUCCUGCCAAACUGAAGGCUGCCGCAGGCCACUGAGUCCCCUGCCAUCAGGGGAAGGCGUGGGAUUGGAAGGAGGCUGUGCCGGUCUUUCCUUGUUCACCGCCCCCCCCAGGGAGGCAGGGCCCACUCUGCCAAGGGCCCUCUGCGCAUUCCCUCCUGAGGAACUGGGAUUUGGUCUCUGGUGCACGUAAGGCGCCAUCUCCCUGACACCAGUAUGUGGACUGUUACCACCUGUGAGUCUGAAAGGCCACAGGUUUUUCUGCAGCUCUUUUCUAGCAUUUGCCAGCCUCCCCUCGCCUGGACUGAUUCGAAUACUUUUUCUCCCCGUGCCAUUCACCCUUCCGCCUCCCCUUCCUGCCUUCCAUCGCCCUUGGAUGAAUGGAUUUUGUAAUUCUAGCUUUUGUACUUUGUGGACCUGUUGUGUUUGUUGUUUUUCUGUGAAGCACAUACAUUGGAUGUGGGAGGUACAGGAGAGUCCGUUACUCCUGGUCACUCCCUUUAUAGCCAUCACUGUCUUGUUUCUUGUAACUCAGGUUAGAUUUUGGUCUCUCUUGCUCCACUGCAAAAAAAAUAAGCCUGAAGAGAUGGGACAGGAGGAAAGACCUCACAGCCAGAUCUGCUGGGUUUUGAGGAGUGGUUUUUCCUUCCCCUUAAAGGGGAAAAGCUCUUUUCACUGGUACAUUUAAAGUUCCCCAGCCACGGGGCGGUACCAGUUUUGGACAAGUGCCACUGCAACACAGAAUGCUCAGAGAACCUGAACUCUUAAACUCUGCAGGUCUGAAAUUUACUGUCGGCCACUGUCGGGCCUGUCUGAUGUUUCCAAGGGGAUAUUGGGUGCUGCAAAUCGAAACUGAAGGGGUAAACUUAUUAAAACCAUUAAGCCUGUGA